AUGGGGUUUGUCAAAGUCAUCAAGAACAAGGCGUACUUUAAGAGAUUCCAUGUCAAGUUAAAGAGGAGGAGAGAUGGAGUCACUGACUACUACACUAGGAGGAGACUGAUCUUCCAGAACAAGAACAACACCCCCAAGUAUGGUAUAGCUCGUAUUAAAGGUGACGUGAUUUUGUGUGCUGCGUAUUCUCAUGAGUUGCCUUGCUAUGACAUGAAGGUCGAGUUAACCAACUAUGCAGCUGCCUGGACUCUGUUAGCAAGAAGACUUUUACAGUGGAGGAUGUGGAUGGUGCUCCUGGUGCCUUCUAAGCUUACCUGGAUGUCGGUUUGGCUCACACCACAACUGCUCUUUGGAGCAUUGAAGGGAUCUGCUGAUGGUGGCAUUGACAUCUCAUACAGCACUCGUUUCCCUGGCUAUGAUGCAAAGAGCAAGAACUACAACGCUGAAGUGUACCAUGACCACAUCCUGGGCAAACACAGGCAGUUCUCCCAGUACAUCAAGGAGGGCAUCACACCAUCCAAGGUUGAGCAGCUGUACAAGAACGCCCAUGCUGCCAUCAGAGCUGACCCAGAAGCCAAGGUUGCAGCCAAGAAGGAAGUGGAAAAGAAGAAUUAUGAUAAACACAAGGUACACUUUACAAUUAAAUCAAACAUUAAACAAAAGAGACACACAUUUCUACAGAAAUUUACGCUGGCUAAAUACAUGCUCCCAAAAGCAACCCACAAAUUUGCAAAGCAUGGUGUGUAA
Candidula unifasciata is the source of this 747-nucleotide messenger RNA. NCBI's taxonomy places the organism in Eukaryota, Metazoa, Mollusca, Gastropoda, Stylommatophora, Geomitridae. The record is from the annotation of a GenBank genome assembly.